AUGGCACAGCGCGGCAGAAGCAGCGCAGCGGCUGAAAGUUUUGGGGAAAGCGGGUCAUCAUUACAUAAGUCUAUAGAAAUUGAAUCCGCUGACGUGAUCCGUCUGAUUCAGCAAUACCUCAAAGAGAACAACCUCGGACGAACUUUACGAGCAUUGCAGGAGGAAACUUCAAUCACACUCAAUACUGUAGAUUCCGUGGAGAGCUUCAUGGCAGACAUUAAUCAGGGUCAUUGGGACACUGUACUGAAGGCUAUCCAAACCCUCAAACUACCUGACAAGAAACUUAUUGAUUUGUAUGAGCAGGUUGUUCUUGAGUUAAUUGAGCUGCGAGAACUAGGAGCAGCUAAGUCUGUCCUUCGCAACACUGAUCCUCUCAUAAUGCUCAAACAAACUCUACCAGAAAGAUAUGUUCAUCUGGAAAACUUGAUAGCACGUUCCUACUUUGAUCCACGUGAGGCUUACCCAGAAGGUGUGACAAAAGAGCGUCGAAGAGCAGCCAUUGCAGCAGCACUUGCAGGAGAAGUUUCUGUUGUGCCUCCUUCACGUUUAUUGGCUCUUUUGGGACAAGCCUUAAAAUGGCAGCAACACCAGGGAUUAUUACCCCCAGGUACUCAGAUUGAUUUGUUCCGAGGUAAGGCAGCCAUGAGAGAGCAAGAGGAUGAGAAGGUUCCUACCCAACAAGCACGUUUCAUACGCUUUCCCCAGAAGGCUCACGUCGAGAGUGCACAUUUCAGCCCUGAUGGACAAUACCUUGUCACGGGAAGCUUUGAUGGUAUCAUAGAAGUCUGGAAUUUUACAACUGGUAAGAUUCGCAAAGAUUUGAAGUAUCAAGAGAAAGAUUCAUACAUGAUGAUGGAAGCGGCCGUUUUGAGCCUGGCGUUCAGCCGAGACUCAGAGAUGCUGGCAAGCGGGUCACAAGGAGGUCAAGUCAAGGUAUGGAGAGUAAGCACUGGGCAGUGCUUACGUAAAAUAGAAAGAGCACAUUCUGAAGGUGUAACUUCACUUGCUUUUAAUAAAGACAACAGUCAAGUAAUGUCCACCUCAUUUGACAAUACAGUAAGAAUCCAUGGGCUAAAAUCUGGCAAGACCUUGAAGGAGUUCCGAGGGCAUUCAUCCUUUGUCAACCAGGCAACCUUUACACAAGAUGGUCAUAACAUAAUAAGUGCCUCAUCAGAUGGAACUGUGAAGGUGUGGUCUGUCAAAACUACAGAGUGCAUCGCAACCUUCAAAUCAUUAGCUGGUGUAACGUCAACAGAUCUUCCAGUGUAUUCUGUCCACAUUCUGCCGAAGAAUCCUGAUCACAUUGUUGUUUGUAAUCGCUCCAAUACUGUCACUAUAAUGAACAUGCAGGGCCAGACAGUGCGUUCUCUGUCUUCUGGUAAAAGAGAAGGUGGUGACUUUGUGGUGUGUGUUGUGUCACCCCGUGGUGAGUGGAUCUUCUGUGUCGGUGAAGAUCAUGUUUUGUACUGCUUCUCUACGUCCACUGGAAAGCUAGAGAGAACACUUAAUGUACACGAGCAGUCUGUGAUUGGAAUGACCCACCACCCUCAUCAGAAUCUGCUUGCUACAUAUAGUGAAGAAGGUCUUCUAAAGCUGUGGAAGCCAUAAUUACAUUUUUCCAAGUCUCCCAUUUGGACAUUUUUUGACCACUGGAAUCUACUGUCCACAGAGAUGGUCUUAAAUUAUGAAAGUCAUCAUUGCAUUUUCCUAGUCUCUUAUAUUCAUUUUAAUUAGUUAAAUUGCUUGUGUUGAUUUACUGAAAUAAUUUUAUAAAGUGUCAUAGCAGUUAACAUUUGAAUUAACUCAAAGAGAACACAUUCACUGGCACUCACACUGUAGCUCUGUUCUCAUAGCACAUAAGAAAUGAUGUAUUUUUAAUUUUUGGUAUAAGCAGGUUUCUCACUAAUGGUACUGAAUAUUGAUAUUUGAUGAGGUCUAGCUACGUAGAAAAGAAGUAAGAAUGCUUCAGUUGAAAACACAGUACUGUACUGUAUUUGUUGAGAUAAAGAACAUUAUCUAUGGAGGAAAAGAAGGAAAUGUACGAGAGUGUAGUGGUACCCACACUCUUAUAUGGAUUUGAAGUAUGGGUUGUGAAUAGUUGCAGCAAGGAGGAGGCUGGAGGCAGUGGAGCUGUCUAUGUCUAAGGGCAAUUUGUAAAAAAUAUUAUGCAGAUAAUUCUUUCUUUCAACACACCAGCCGUAUCCCACCGAGGCGGGGUGGCCCAAAAGGAAAAAUGAAAGUUUCUCCUUUUACAUUUAGUAAUAUAUACAGGAGAAGAGGUUACUAGCCCCUUGCUCCCGGCAUUUUAGUCGCCUCUUACAACACGCAUGGCUUACGGAGGAAGAAUUCUGUUCCACUUCCCCAUGGAGGUAAGAGGAAAUAAACAAGAACUAGAACUAGAAAGAAAAUAGAAGAAAAUCCAGGGUGGUGUGUAUAUAUAUGUUUGUACAUGUAUGUGUAGUGUAACCUAAGUGUAAGUAGAAGUAGCAAGACGUACCUGAAAUCUUGCACAUGUAUGAGACAGAAUAAAAAGACACCAGCAAUCCUACCAUCAUGUAAAGCAAUUACAGGCUUCUGUUUUACACUCACUUGGCAGGAUGGUAGUACCUCCCUGGGCGGUUGCUCUUUUUUUUUUUUUUCCGCCGGUACUCUGCCGGCCCGGGUCUUUUCCAAGAGUCGUGACCCGGCCUUGGCUCCCUAUCUGGGGAGUAUCUCGAGACCUAAGUCUCCCAUGGGAGGAGGUACAAGUACUCCCUCAUCUUUGGGACCAACUGUCCCCAGGCCUAGCCACAGUCCCCGCCCUCACGGGGCUCAUAGGGAGAAGCUAGGCCUCUGGUCUGCCAUCUGCCCCGCCCCAAAGGGGCUUGUGGGGAUGGCAGUCUUGUGAGCUGUAGGUGGUAGCAAGCUCAGGUCUUGUUCCACAAAAAAAGGCUGUCUACCAACCUACUACCUAGAGCAGAUAAUUCAUAUUGUGUAAAUUAGGAGGAGGUGUGGAAUUACUAAAAGCAUUGAGGAAAUGGUAUUGUGAUACUGACAAGAUGUGGAAAAAGACACUUAUGUACAGCUCAGGAUGCUAAUAAGUGUCCUGAACUGUACAUAAGUGUCUUUUUCCACACUAAAAGCAUUCUUCAGAGAGCUGAGGAGGGGUGGAGCAAAACAGGAUGACUUGGAACAUGUAUAAAUCUGUAGUGGAGGGGAGGGGUAGGAGUCAUCAUAGGAAAGGAUGGAGGGAGGGAGUAAAAGAGGUUGUCUGUGCAAGGGGUUUGGACAUAAGCAGACGUAUGUUAGCAUGUUAGAUAGGAGUGAGUGGAGACGAAUGGUUUUUGGGACUUGAUGAGCUGUUUGGUGUGUGAACAGAGUAAUAUUUUGUGAAGGGAUUCAGAGAAAACGGUUAGCUUUACUCAAAUUCUGGAGGUGAGAAGUAUAAUACCUGCACUUUAAAGGAGGGGUUUGGGAUAUUUGCUGUUUAUAGUGACCUCUAAACUCUCAUAUCUGUGCAACUCUGCAAAGACAGUGAUAGUGUGAAUGAUGAUGAAAGUGUUUCUGUUUUUUUAGGUCACCCUGCCUCAGUGGAGAAGGCCAGCAUACUAAAAAAAAAAUUAUUUAGGGAAAGAACUUUAAAUGUUGAUAAUUAACCCACAAGCAAUCAGUCAGUCAGUAUAUAUUUCCACAUUGUACAAACCAUGUAUCAAGUUGGAUGGCAUUACAUCAGUCAUGUGGAAAGCCCCUUAGUUAUACAGAGCAUUUUGUACAAGCUUAAACCUAACUUCUAGAAGAACCAGAGUGUUUUAAAAAUAUGUACAUGUACAAGAUGUAAAUGAUAUUCACAAUAAAAGAGAUUAAAUGUACAGUCAAACCUAGGUUUUCAUAUGUUUUCAUAGUUUGUAUGUAAAACUAUAGUUAUUCUCUAUAAAAUGUAUAUUUUGUUAAUAUUUUUUGGGUGUAAUGGAUUAAUUGGAUUUACAUUAUUUCUUAUGGGAAAUAUUGCUUCAGUUUUCGUAAGAUUUGGGUUUUCGUCAGACUUUUUCGAAUGGAUUAAUCACGAAAACCAAGGUUCCACUGUAUAUGAAUUAAAUGCAUAUGAAGCAGAUGAAAUCAUAGCAAGGUACAUGGUAAUAAAAACCUUAGAUUAUACUUAAUUAAAAUUAUUCAGUUAAUCAAAAAAAAAAAUUCUAAUAAAAAUUACAAUAUAGGUGAAACUAGUAAUGUGAAUUAUUUAAAAAUUUUAUGAAAUAGUACUUUACAUAUAUGUAACAAGACAUUAAUGAUCUUUCAACGAACCGGCCGUAUCCCACCAAGGCAGAGUGGACCAAAAGGAAAAAUGAAAGUUUCUCCUUUUAAAUUUAAUAAUAUAUACAGGAGAAGGGGUUACUAGCCCAUUGCUCCCGGCAUUUUAGUCGCCUCUUAUGACACACAUGGCUGAUGGGGGAAGAAUUCUGUUCCACUUCCCACUGGAGAUAAGUGAAAAUAAACAAGAAUAAGAACUACUAUGAAAAUAGAAGAAAAACCAGAAGGAUGUGUAUAUAUAUGCUUGUACAUGCAUGUGUAGUGUGACCUAAAAUGUAACUAGAAGUAGCAAGAUGUACCUGAAACCUUACUUUUUUUUUUUUUUCAACAAACCGGCCAUAUCCCACCAAGGCAGGGUGGCUCAAAAAGGAAAAUGAAAGUUUCUCUUUUUAAAUUUAGUAAUUUAUACAAGAGAAGGGGUUACUGACCCCUUGCCCCCGGCAUUUUAGUCGCCUCUUACAACACGCAUGACUUGCAGAGGAAGAAUUCUGUUCCACUUCCCCAUGGAGAUAAGAGGAAAUAAACAAGAACAAGAACUAGAAAGAAAAUAGCAGAAAACCCAGAGGGUUGUGUAUAUGUAUGUGUAGUGUGACCUAAGUGUAAGUAGAAGUAGCAAGACGUACCUGAAAUCUUGCUUGUUUAUGAGACAGAAAAAGGACACCAGCAAUCCUACCAUCAUGUAAAACAAUUACAGGUUUCUGUUUCACACUCAUUUGGCAGGAUGGUAGUACCUCCCUGGGUGGUUGCUGUCUACCAACCUACUACCUCCAACAUUAAUGAUAUUCAAAGUAAAAUCAAUUUAAUGAGAAUGACCCAGAAGUGUAUGCUGCAUAUAAAAUCAUAGCAAAGUACACGAGAAUAAGAAUACUUAGUUUAUAUGGGUUGACCAUUACUAAUCCAGCGUCAUCGGGACCUGCAGGGUGCUGGAUUAGUGAUUUUACCAGAUUACAGAGUGGUUAGGAUAGAAUACACGUAACCCAACUGCGAUAUUUACGCAUCAACGAUUUCACCAAAUUUAUGCCCUAUAUUUAGCCCAUUCCAUUGUUCCAGUCUACCAAACUCAGCUAUUUCACUAGUAUUCCUUCUGUGGACAGAGUAUAAGAAACUGCCCAUUUACCUAUUUCAGCUACCUAAUAAAGUGCUCAGAAAUCGGUAAUUUGGCUAAUUUCACACAAAUUUCAAGAGAUGCCAAUUUCAAAAUAGGGUCCAGCAUAAACAAUGCAGACAUUCCUGGCACUAAAAAAUUUUCUCUGUUCAUUAGUCACUUUCCAUUUUGAAUUUUUAUUCACACAAAAAAUAGAUUUACUGUUAUGUAGACAACUGCAUUAUUAAUGUAAUAAUUGUAUAAAUAAUGUCAACCCAUUUGUGACUGCAUAUCAGACCUGCCAGUUGGACACAUAUUGGACAGUGACAUUUGUUUACUCUUGAACAUCUGCUACUUUGAGCUCAAUUUCAAGGUACUUUCCAUCAUGAAAGAGUCAAAAUCAUAACUAUUUUUGUAAUAUAUCUUCCAUUCUAUGAAAUGAGAUAAAAAAAUUGAGAAUAUAGCCAUAAAAAAAAACAUACAAAAAUACACCACAAAGUUGCUGUUUUACACCAAAAACAUGGUCACAGUUUUUUUUUUCUCUCAUUAUGCACUGAGUGCUGCAGGACUUGUUUUAUAUAGUGAACACUUACCACACAGAUCUAUUCUCUCAUAUGUAGGCCCGAAUUUACCGGUCACAGCUUAUCUGAGUGAGCUGAGCUCAUGGGGACAGACAUUGGCUUCAAAGCCACCUCAUCUUUUAUGGACAAUGCACGGUGUAUGUGCUUUACACAACAAGAAGCAUUUUUUUUAUUCGUUGGAACCAUGACAAGGGCUAAAAGUGAACGGAGAAAAAGAAAUUGGAAUGACUUGUGCAGCAAGUAGCGAAAAGUUGACGUGGCAACCCUGGAAAUUUGAAAUUAUGCUAGCCGAAAUUAGUGCCAGAUUACUGAUGGAACUGGACUACUGAUUGCUGGAUUAGUGAUGGCCAACCUCUACUACAUAUAUUAAACAUAUUCAGUAAUUCAAAAUAAAAUUAUGGUAAAAAUUGCAAUAAGGAUGAAGCUGUUUAACUGAAUUGAUACACAAUAUGGUGAGUCAUUACAUGUGUAUCUAAUAAUAAAUGAGAGUUGAAGGAAGGGCAAAACAAGAACAGGAAUAAUAUUGCAUGAGAGACAGGGUUUCCGGAUUUAUUUGGCAUAAUAAAUUGCCAGGAUCACAUUACAGUAAGGAGGUGCUUUUUAACAGUAGCUCUGAAGUGGUUGGCUGAUAGGGAACCUCUGGAGUCUUAGGCAGAGAGUACCAGAUUUUAGGUCCUUUUAUGUACAUUAAGUUCUUUGACACAAAUUUGGCAAUCUAGGUACAAUUAACAUGCUGGCAGUUUCAUCUGCCUAAAGUCCCACUUGAAGACAUUCCACUACUCAAUUCUGUUAAAUUCUUAGAUAUUUUGCUAAUAUGCCUUCCAUUCCAUCAAUUGAACACAAGAUACCAACCAUUGAACAAUGAGAGUUACCCUAUAAAGUACACACAAUUUGGUAAUUUGGUCUUUUUUUUUUUUUUUUAAGAAAUUCCAAUUUAUAAACAGAAGCCAAAAUAAACACUACAUUUCAGUAACUAAAUCAAGCCAUCCUCUGGAUUUUUUAGCUACUGAAAUCACCCAUGGUCAGUAGUUUUACUUGAGCCCUGUGGGCACUUAUAGCCACGUCAGCUAUGAUGUCAGUCAUUGCAUUGUUGUUGUCUUCAUAUUCUUGCCUCAGUCUCCUAUUGUUAGGUGGUGGAUUGUAUAACACCAAUUACUUGGGUCCUGCAGUCUUAACUCAGCCCACUAUGAAAUCUUGUGUGUCUCAUCUGUGUAUUUCUCAUGCCUCUACAAAGCUCCACUGAUUUCUGAGUAGCAGCACCACUUUUCUGCCUUCCUGUUUCCUCUGUUUUUCUUUCACUUGAUAUACAGAUGGAAAUGUGGCAUUUGAUAUGUAGCUCAGUUUUCUCUCUGUGAUAGCUAUGAUGUAUGGAGUUACUUCAGCUAUUCGUUCCUUCAGCUCGUCACUCAUGUUUGUAUACUAUACUCUUAGCUUACUUUCUUUUACCAUACAUUGGUUUUUUGCUUUCUACUCCCUCUGCAUGUUGCUCAUCUGACAGAUGUGUGGGAAGCAGGGUCUAGGUUAGUGUGCACAUUACCACAGGGGAUGGUCAGGGAAGGGGGAGUUAGAGGGAGAAAUGGCAAAGGGUGAGGAACUGGUGUUAGUGUUGGUGCUGGUAUGAUGAGGGUGGCCCAGAGUUGAUCCAGUAUGGAAAGGGGGUUGGGGUUGUUUGUGGUGGAAUGCUUUGGGAUUGGGAAUUCCCUCCUCAUGGUUCUUUCUCUGCUGCUUACUCUCCAUUUCCUCUCCAUUGCAGACCUGUCCUGAUCUAAGUAUGCACAACUGUUGCAUUGUGUAGUUUUCAGGCACACUUUCCGUUGUAGGACCCUGUCCCAUUCUACAUGGAACCUGAAGGUCACUUUGAGUGUUGUUUGCUUCAGGGGAACCUCCAGAUUCUCCAAAAUUUUGUCACCUGCCCAAUCUCUCUCUCUCCAAUGCACCGGAUGAUAGAUAUAGCCUAGUGUUACUCAUCCUCCCAUCUUCUGUAUCAUGGGCUUCCUUCAGCCUCAGAGGCCAUAGAUCACCAGUAACCUCCCUCUUUCUUCCUCAUGUUGCCUCUCCCUCCAGGUUUCUGUCUUCACCAUUUCACUGGCUGUCUUCUUUAUCAUUUCUUUAGCUUCUCUAUUUUGAGAUCGCAUUUCUGCUAGCGACAUUCCAUCUCUAUUUCCUCUGGUUCCUUCUGCACUCUCUCUCUCUCUCACUCCUAACAUGUUUUUGCCCAUGUUGUCUUCCCUCUCGUUUCUUCUAUGGUAUUUUCAUCCUUAACAUUUUCUCUCUUAACUUUAGAGCUCUUUCUUGUACCACAGUAGCCUUAUUGAUCUUUAAUUUUUUCCCCUUGGUUUGUUACAUAUUAACAAAGUUUUCUUCUGAAGGGUAGCGAAUGUCUCUUCAAACUCCUUUCUCAGAGUUCCUCCCACUAUGGUCCCUUUCAUUCUUUUUAUUUUCUCCUCCAGCUUUAGGGCCCUAUCCUCUGCCAUUUUACCACUAUUUGCUUGUUCAGUAGCCUCUUCCUCCCUAUAGUGCAUGCUCCUUCAGUGUCCCUUCUAAGGUCACUGAGCCUCCCUUUAUAUUCUUUCCUCAGUUGGUUUGACAGUCUUGCUACAUCCAAGAAUAUAUAUCUUGGAUAUACUGAUUCUUCACUUUGUCCUAGAUCACAUCAGAAAACCUAACAUGAGCCAGUAGGCCUUCUGUGAUAGUUUUCUUUAUUACUAUUUCCUUGCCUCUUCCUAGGUGGUAGGUUGGUAGACAGCAACUGCCCAGGGAGGUACUACCAUCCUGCCAGGUGAGUGUGAAGUGGAAGCCUGUAAUUGUCUUAUUUGAUGGUAGGAUUGCUGGUGUCUUUUUUUUUUGUCUCUGAAACAAGCAAGAUUUCAGGUACAUCUUGUUACUCCUACUUACACUUAGGUCACACUACACAUGCAUGUACAAGCAUAUAUAUACAUACCCCUCUGGGUUUUCUUCUAUUUUCUUACUAGUUCUUGCUCUUGUUUAUUUCCACUUAUCUCCAUGGAGAAGUGGAACAGAAUUCUUCCUCCAUAAGAGCCAUGUGUGUCAUAAGAGGUGACUAAAAUGUCACAAGCAAGGGGCUAUAUUACUGAAUUUAAAAAGAAAAACUUUCCUUUUUCUUCUUGGGCCUUCUUGCCUCGGUGGAAUACAGCCGGUUUGUUGAAAGAAGAAGGCAUCUUUUCUUGUACCUAGCCUAUUCCACUUGUUUUACAUAUAUUGCCUGCCCUGUUUACCUCACUUGCUGUAUGCAAUAUAAAGUGUGUUUUGUGAUGUGAUCUCUGUGUACUUGAUUAAAGCUCUUUUUGUGAAAUACUGUACAAUAAAGGUUUUCAUAGAUA
This is a messenger RNA of Cherax quadricarinatus, 9293 nucleotides long. RefSeq names its product Smu1 spliceosomal factor (gene Smu1). The record is from RefSeq and is a predicted model, not a curated record. Gene Ontology annotation, biological process: mRNA splicing, via spliceosome. Gene Ontology annotation, cellular component: precatalytic spliceosome. Lineage: Eukaryota; Metazoa; Arthropoda; Malacostraca; Decapoda; Parastacidae. Gene Ontology annotation, molecular function: protein binding.